GGAGGACCGACCCUGGGAGGACCACAACUUCCUCGUUCGGCAGCCGACCAUGAGCAAACCCAGCCUGGCGGUGUUCGACCUGGAUUAUACCCUCUGGCCAUUCUGGGUGGAUACUCACGUAGACCCACCCUUCAAGAAAAGCAGGACGGGUGAGAUUUUGGACAGCAGUGGCCGCAUCAUCCAGCUGUACCCGGAGGUGCCAGAUGUGCUGCAGCACCUCCACCAGAAUGGGAUCCGGAUCGCUGCUGCGUCCCGCACGGGCGAGGUGGAGGGAGCCGAGCAGCUGCUGCGUCUCUUCGACCUGGAUCGCUUCUUCUGCCAACGGGAGAUCUACCCAGGAUCCAAGGUCACCCACUUCCGCAGAAUCAGAGAGGGGACGGGCCUCCCGUACGACCAGAUGAUCUUCUUCGACGACGAGCACUGGAACAUCGUGGAGGUCGGCAAGUUAGGAGUUCUCUGCGUGGCGGUCAGCAAUGGGAUGACAAUGAAGCUGCUGCAGAAAGGGCUGGGGGAAUUCGCUCGGCGGUCAGGAGCAGGCGGCGGGGCGCUGGAGCAGUGACAGUGUGCGGCCUUUCUCCCCCCCCCCCCCGGCCCAGGACCAGCGUGGCAACAAACCUCCGGCGGCUGGCGGUUCCCAGGACGGGGAGGGUGACCGCCCUCCCUGCCCGUUCGCAACAAGGUGAUCAAAACCAGGGCGUGGGGAGAAGUCUGUUCAUCCCCUUUAAUGCCAGAGUUGCCCGCCGCUGGAUCUACCCAUACAUUGUGGUCUCCGUGCACCACCCUGAGGACCCAGUCCGGAGAAAUGCAUUCAGUUCUAGUCACCCUGUUGCAGGAGGGGUUACAGAAGAGGUGUGCUGGGAUGCUGCUUGGACUAGAGGGGUUGAGCUGUACUGCAGUUGGCAUAAUGUUUUUACAGGGUUAAUUUAAUGCUGGAGGCGCAGGUCUCCAUGGUAACAAAGCACAAUCCCAUUACAGCUCUGUCCUGGCGUGCGUUCUUCCCGUAUGCAUGUGGGUUUCCGUCCACAGCCAUAAGCUGUACCAGUUAGAUUAAUCGCUCAUUGUAAAUUGUCCUGUGGUUAGGCUAGGGUUAAAUUGGGCCAGAAGGGCCUACCUCUCCUUGCAGUGUGGUCCCUGCCAGCCCAGGGGUCAUCCCAGUGAGCCUUCUCCCCCCACCCCAAGAACCAUCACAGAAAGGUUGUGGUGACCGGUGCGGAUCCAGGAGCGACUCUGGGGGGUCACAGGGAGAAUGCGUGGACUCCACAAACCGAUGGAGGUCAGGUUCGAGCUGAAGUCACGGUCCUCAGAAGUCCCAGGCCAUUGACUGCCUGGGUUUCCUCAGAGUGUUCCUGUUUUUCUCCACCUUCCAAAGACACGCUGAUUAAUUUCGCAAUGGUGUAAUCGGUCGUUGGGCUGAAGGGCCUGUUUGUGUGUGAUAAAUAAAUCAAAAUAAACAAA
Molecule: messenger RNA, 1455 nt
Organism: Hypanus sabinus (Atlantic stingray)
Lineage: Eukaryota; Metazoa; Chordata; Chondrichthyes; Myliobatiformes; Dasyatidae
Gene: mdp1
Product: magnesium dependent phosphatase 1
Exons: 6
Coding region: 50-559 (169 amino acids)
Molecular function (GO): acid phosphatase activity
Source: RefSeq, a predicted model, not a curated record